Perognathus longimembris pacificus (Pacific pocket mouse) is the source of this 1852-nucleotide messenger RNA. RefSeq names its product La ribonucleoprotein 6, translational regulator (gene Larp6). Bases 61 to 1527 code for a protein of 488 amino acids. Gene Ontology annotation, cellular component: nucleus. The record is from RefSeq and is a predicted model, not a curated record. Gene Ontology annotation, molecular function: mRNA binding. Lineage: Eukaryota; Metazoa; Chordata; Mammalia; Rodentia; Heteromyidae. Gene Ontology annotation, biological process: RNA processing. The transcript has 3 exons.
GGGCCGGGCCUGGCGGCGCGGGUCCCGGGCGGUGCCGCAGUCCCUGCGUGCCCACGAGCCAUGGCCCAGCCCCGCGCCGAGGCGCUGCCCGGGCCCGAGACGCCGGUGCAGAUCCGCGUCGCCAUCCAGGAGGCUGAGGACGAGGACGAGGACCUGGGGGCGGAGCUGAGCGGCGCGGGCGGCCGGGCCCGGUACCUGAGUCCCGGCUGGGGCAGCGCCGGAGAGGAGGAGCCGGGCCGCGGGCACAGUGGCGCCACGACCAGCGGGGGCGAGAACGAGGGCGAGGAGCUGGAGGAGGCGUGGAAGCCGCCGGACCCCGAGCUGGUGCGGAAGCUGGUGGAGCAGAUCGAGUUCUACUUCUCGGACGAGAACCUGGAGAAGGACGCCUUCCUGCUGAAGCACGUGCGCAGGAACAAGCUGGGCUUCGUGAGCGUCAAGCUGCUCACCUCCUUCAAGAAGGUGAAGCACCUCACUCGAGACUGGAGGACCACAGCGCACGCCCUGCAGUUCUCGGGGACCCUGGAGUUGAACGAGGACCGCCGCAAGGUGAGGAGGACCACUCCCGUCCCGCUCUUCCCCAACGAGAGCCUCCCCAGCAAGAUGCUGCUGGUAUACGACCUGCACCUGUCCCCCAUGCCCUGGGCCCCUGCCACCUCCCAGAAGAACGGACGGCUGCAGGAGAGGGUCAUGGAGCACCUCCUCAGGGUCUUCGGGACUUUUGGGGUCCUCUCGUCUGUGCGGAUCCUCAAGCCUGGGAGAGACCUGCCCCCCGACAUCCGGAGGAUCGGCAGCCGCUACAGCCAGGUGGGCACGCAGGAGUGCGCCAUCGUGGAGUUCGAGGAGGUGGAGGCGGCCAUCAAGGCCCACGAGUUCAUGAGCGGGGAGGGCCAGGAGGGCAUGAAGGCCGUCCUCAUCGGCACGAAGCCGCCCAAGAAGAAGCCCCUCAGAGACAGGAACCCCAGCGACGAGGCCUCGUCCAGCACCUUCCUCCACAAGUCCCCCAACAGGAGGGUGGAGGAGCUUCAGUACGCGGGCGAUGAGUCCUCUGCCAACAGCUCCUCGGACCCAGAGAGCAGCCCCCCGUCCCCCAUGGCCGGCCGGCGGCCCGUGGUGGCCAAGCUCAGCCCCUCCAGCCACCACCAGAGCCUCUUCCUGAGCCCCAACGCCUCCCCGUGCUCCAGCCCCUGGAGCAGCCCCUCUGCCCAGCGCAAGGGCGUUUCCAGAAAGUCGCCCCUGGCCGAGGAGGGCAGACCGCAGGCGGGUGCUAGCCCCGAGGGCGGCCGCAAGGGUGCGGAUUACUCCUCCGACAGCAGCGUCACCCCCUCAGGCAGCCCGUGGGUGCGCAGGCGCCGCCAGGCUGAGAUGACGGUACCCACGCCAGAGAGGAGCCCCGGAGCCAGCCCCCUGCUCCCCAGGAGGAUCCAGACCGCCGACGGCUUGCCUGUGGGGGUGCUGAGGCUGCCCCGGGGCCCCGAUGACACGCGCGGCUUCCACGGCGGCCAGGAGCGGAGCCGAGCCAGCGUCUAGCUAUCAAACCAGCCAUGCUUUCCAGGGUUCUGACAUGCUCGGCAGGCAACGUGGGAAUUGACACAUCUGUCACCCAGGCCUUCGGGCACAGCGACUCCUCUGUGAGGGUGUGGGGUGCAGACCCUCCCUGGGGAGGCCCCUGACAGGCCUGGGUCUGUCCAUGGCUGGCCUGGGCCUGUCUGCGGUAGGCUGUGCUCUGAUUUCCCAAGAUUCUUAGUUCAGUGGCCAAUACUUAGCCCAAAGCAUGGCGCCUACUCCCAGGACCGAUGCCUGCUUCCUGUCAAGUGAAUAAACCAUAAAACACCCGGGGACGUGGUCCGGUAUC